Messenger RNA from Lathyrus sativus (Indian pea), 417 nucleotides. The record is from the annotation of a GenBank genome assembly. NCBI's taxonomy places the organism in Eukaryota, Viridiplantae, Streptophyta, Magnoliopsida, Fabales, Fabaceae.
AUGGAGUUCUCUGCACCACCUCACUAUCUUCCAUGGCACCUUGUCCCUUACAACCUUCUAUUUCCCUAUAAUUUCACCCCAGAAAACUAUGUUCACUGGACUGAAACCCCUCAAUCUCAUAUAUUUUCAGCUGACAUCCCAGGUGUUAGGAAAGAAGAGCUAAGGGUAGAGGUUGAAGACUCAAGCUACCUUAUCAUUAGAACUGAAGCUGCUGUUAUGGAUGGAGAAUCAACAGAGCCUGUGAGGAGGUUUAAGAGGAAGUUUCGGCUUCCCGGGAGGGUUGAUAUUGAUGGAAUCUCUGCUGAUUAUGAAAAUGGAGUCAUAACUGUUACAGUUCCAAGGUUAAUCAGGAGAGGUUUCUAUAUUGACCCUGCUACUGUGCCUGAGAGAUUGGAAGUUCUUGCAAGAGCUGCUUGA